AUUUUCUCCUGCGUUUACCAUUGUUCAUUGCUUGGCUACUUGGUCACCGAGUGAACUUUAGUUACGCCUGGUCCUCCUGAAGUUCUUGCUUUGUUCGAUCUUGGAUUGAGCUUCAAGUUAUGGGCCUAGGUUUCUUUAGUACAUCUUCGAACAAGCUUCAAGUCCUAAGACAACCAACCCACUUUUAAAUCACCCAAUGUUGCUUCUUCUUUUUCUCCUUGUUUUGAAUUUUUCGUCCUCAUGGGCAGAUUCGGAUUCAGUCUACAAAUCAUUUCUACAAUGCUUCAGAAACCAAUCCAAGCCAUUGGGUCAAGUCUCCAACAUUAUCUUCUCCCUCUCCAAUUCUUCCUACUCAUCUGUUUUGCAAGCUUACAUUCGAAAUGCUCGUUUCAAUUCUUCUUCCACACCAAAACCAGUAAUUAUUGUCACCCCAUUGAUUGAAUCCCAUGUCUCAGCAGCCGUAAUAUGUUCCAGAAAUGUUGGCUUCCAACUCAAAAUCCGAAGCGGUGGCCAUGAUUUUGAAGGGUUAUCUUACAUUUCCGACAAGCCCUUCAUCAUUCUUGACAUGUUCAAUCUACGCUCCAUAUCUAUCAAUUUGGAAGAGGAGUCUGCUUGGGUUGGGGCUGGCGCUACUCUUGGUGAACUUUAUUACAAUAUUUGGCAAAAGAGCAAAGUCCAUGGAUUCCCUGGAGGGGUCUGCCCAACGGUUGGGAUCGGCGGCCACAUAAGUGGUGGUGGUUAUGGCACUAUGCUGCGGAAGUAUGGUCUAUCAACAGACAAUGUGUUGGAUGCAAAGAUAGUUGAUGUUAAUGGCAAGAUUCUUGACAGAAAGGGCAUGGGAGAAGAACUUUUCUGGGCAAUUAGAGGUGGUGGAGGAGCAAGUUUUGGUGUGGUCCUUGCAUACAAGAUAAAACUUGUUUUAGUCCCAGAGACUGUUACCAUUUUCACAUCCGAAAGAACUUUGGAUCAGAAUGCAACUGAUAUUGUUUUCCGGUGGCAAUCUGUUGCUCCAACAAUAAACAAUAAUCUAUUUAUGAGGAUGGUUUUGCAGCCAUUAAGGAGAAACAAGCAGAAAACAGUUAGAGCAUCGAUCUCGUCAUUGUAUUUAGGGGAUGCAGAUAGUCUUGUGAAGCUGUUGGGAAAGGAUUUCCCUGAAUUGGGUUUGAAGAAAGAAGACUGUAUGGAAAUGAGUUGGAUUGAAUCCGUUGUUUGGUGGGCUAAUUUCGAUCACGCAGCAUCACCUGAUGCACUGCUUAGUAGAAAUUACAUUGUUCAUUUCUUCAAGAGGAAGUCAGAUUAUGUACAGACUCCCAUUUCUAAAGAUGGAUUGGAAUGGCUAUGGAAAAGGAUGAUUGAAUUGGGAGAACCAGAACUGGUUCUGAAUCCAUAUGGAGGCAGAAUGAAUGAAAUCAAAGCAACAGAUAUUCCAAUGCCUCACCGAGCAGGGAAUUUGUUUAAGAUUCAAUACACUGUGACUUGGAAUGCGGCUGGAACUGAGGCAGAAAGGAACUACACAACUCUGGUGAACACACUUCAUGGUUACAUGACUCCCUUUGUGUCCAAAAAUCCCAGGAGAGCCUUUUUUCCCUAUCGUGACAUCGACAACGGCAUCAGUAAAACAGGCACCUACGAAGAAGGUAAAGUUUACGGGCUGAAGUAUUUUAAUCAGAACUUUGAGAGAUUAGUGGAUGUGAAGACUGCAGUUGAUCCAGAGAAUUUCUUCAGGAAUGAGCAGAGCAUCCCUCCACGCACAAGGAAAGCAUAAAUUCUGAGUAUUAAUCCAUUAUACACGUCUGGUAUAUUUCCCCAGUUUAUAACAAAUGAAUAAAAUUAGUUUGGGCCUACUGUGUCAGAAACUUAGUGGCUUAGCUGGCAAGCAAGAAUGAAAUUGUUCAAAAUUA
Molecule: messenger RNA, 1901 nt
Organism: Rubroshorea leprosula
Lineage: Eukaryota; Viridiplantae; Streptophyta; Magnoliopsida; Malvales; Dipterocarpaceae
Source: the annotation of a GenBank genome assembly